UAAAUAUAAACGAAAAGGCAGGAUUUUGUGCAAUUUAUUAAUUUUUUACAUAUAGCUAUCACAGUGAUGUUGAAAUUAAUAAAACUACAUAGACUUCGCGUGGUCCGCAUCAAUGUGGACUAUGCUGCAUACGCCACAUGGUCACAGAAGAAAGCCAUGAAGGAAAAAAAGAAAAAAGAGGAGACGUCUGGUGGAGGUACAGUCUCUGAACUAAAUCCUUGGCCGGAAUAUAUUCAAAAACGAUUGGAUCUAUGGGACAAAUACAAGGCUCAGUAUGAGGAACAGUUAGCAUCCAAACCUGACUUGAGUAUUGUGGUCACAUUGCCAGAUGGGAAGACUGUGGAGGCCCAAGCAUGGAAGACCACCCCAUAUGAUGUUGCCAAGGGUAUUAGUCAAGGCUUAGCCGAUGCCACGAUCAUAGCGCGAGUGGACAGCGUCCUGUGGGACUUGGACAGGCCUUUGGAAGGGGACUGCAAGCUGGAGUUGCUGCGAUGGGACAACACAGAUGCACAGGCUGUGUUCUGGCAUUCCUCGGCACAUAUGCUUGGGGAAGCAAUGGAGAGGGUGUACGGUGGAUGCUUGUGCUACGGGCCGCCGAUAGAGGAAGGGUUCUACUAUGACAUGUACUAUCCAGAGAAGGGGGUAUCAUCCACAGACUUCCAUGUAGUAGAGGGACUAGUCAAGAAAAUAGCAAAAGAAAAGCAGAACUUUGAACGUCUAGUACUGACCAAGGAGCAAUUGUUAGAAAUGUUCGACUAUAACCCCUUCAAAGUGAGGAUAUUGAAGGAGAAGGUGGAUACGCCAACCACCACUGUGUAUAGAUGUGGAUCUCUCAUCGACCUCUGCAGAGGACCCCAUGUCCGGCAUACAGGGAAAGUUAAAGCCUUCAAGAUCACUAAGAACUCUUCAACUUACUGGGAGGGCAAAGCAGAUGCGGAGAGUCUGCAAAGAGUUUAUGGUGUCUCGUUCCCUGACCCCAAGCAGUUGAAGCAGUGGGAGGUCAUACAGGAGGAGGCAGCCAAGAGGGACCAUAGGAAGAUUGGCAGAGAGCAAGAGUUGUAUUUCUUCCACGAGCUGUCGCCCGGAUCGUGCUUCUUCCAGCCGCGCGGCGCUCAUAUCUACAACGAGCUGGUCAACUUCAUACGCGGGGAGUACAGGAGGCGCGGUUUCCAAGAGGUGGUGACGCCAAACAUGUACAACGCCAAGCUAUGGCAGACGUCGGGCCACUGGGCGCACUACGCGGAGAACAUGUUCUCUUUCGACGUGGAGAAGGAGACCUUCGCGCUCAAACCCAUGAACUGCCCCGGACACUGCUUGAUGUUCGACAACCGCACGCGAUCAUGGCGCGAGCUGCCACUCCGCAUGGCGGACUUUGGUGUACUGCACCGCAACGAGUUGAGCGGCGCGCUCACCGGCUUGACCCGCGUACGUCGCUUCCAGCAGGACGACGCGCACAUCUUCUGCGCGCCGCACCAAAUCGAGCAGGAGAUGGUCGGCUGUUUAGAAUUUCUACAGUUUGUGUAUGAGACGUUCGGGUUUACAUUCCAACUGAAGCUGUCGACGCGACCGGAGAAGUACCUCGGAGACAUCGCCAGCUGGGAGCAGGCAGAAAAGGCUCUAGAAGAAUCCCUCAACAAAUUCGGCAAGCCGUGGCAGUUGAACCCCGGAGACGGUGCAUUCUAUGGGCCCAAGAUAGACAUCACUAUACAGGAUGCUCUGCGGAGAUCCCACCAGUGCGCCACCAUACAGCUGGACUUCCAGCUACCCGAGAGAUUUAACCUCAACUAUGUCAGUGAAACAGGUGACAAGAAGCGUCCAGUGAUCAUCCACCGAGCGAUCUUAGGCUCCGUGGAGCGCAUGAUCGCGAUCCUGAGCGAGUCGUACGCGGGCAAGUGGCCCUUCUGGCUCAGCCCGCGGCAGGUCUGCGUCGUGCCCGUGGGGCCCGCCUUCGACGACUACGCCGUGCAGGUGAAGGACAUAUUAAAUAGCAGCGGCUUCAUGUGUGAAGCGGACACCGAUGCUGGGGACACACUCAACAAGAAAGUGAGGAACGCUCAGCUCGCACAGUUCAACUACAUUCUAGUGGUCGGUGACAAGGAGAAGACUUCCCGCACUGUCAACGUAAGAACCAGAGACAACAAGGUGCACGGAGAGAUGUCCAUCGACGAAUUAAUACAGCAUCUGAAGAAACUGCAGACUGAGAGGACCAUCUCGGAGGAUAGCGGGCUACUUAAAUAAAUGUUAUUAAAUUCAUUAUUA
Molecule: messenger RNA, 2259 nt
Organism: Bicyclus anynana (squinting bush brown)
Lineage: Eukaryota; Metazoa; Arthropoda; Insecta; Lepidoptera; Nymphalidae
Gene: ThrRS
Product: threonine--tRNA ligase 1, cytoplasmic
Exons: 14
Coding region: 67-2238 (723 amino acids)
Biological process (GO): threonyl-tRNA aminoacylation
Cellular component (GO): cytoplasm
Molecular function (GO): threonine-tRNA ligase activity; ATP binding
Source: RefSeq, a predicted model, not a curated record